UCUUACAGGACGCUAGCAAAACACAGCGAUUGGCUGCUGUGGCCCAUCUACCAGCCGAAAGACGUGCCAGAAUCCAUCAACGGCAUUGACUUACAGCCCAUGAGUGGCAGCAUAACAAUCCGCAUCUUGAUUGGUGGAGCUUAGCCCAAAAACAGCACCUGGCGCCAGCCGCGCAAUUUGGCACAUAGCCAGCCCUCGGCUAGCCAAAAGUUGCCAGCAGCUAUGCUCCUCAUCAUCAACCUCGACGCGCGCCAGGACCGCCGCGCGUUCAUGGACCGGAGCUGCGUCGCGCCGCUCCGCGCCAUCAAGACGGACGUCGCCUACGUGCGGGCCGUCGCAGCCAGCGAAGCAGCUUCCGCGCAAUCUCUUUCAUCCUUCGAGCUUGAUGAAUCGAAGCUCGAGGCGCUCCUCGACGCCUGGCACAGUUCGGGAUGCGAGGCCGUCGCCCGGUCGGGCCUCGAGCGCUACUACUUGCGACCGGUAUCAAAUGAGGAGAAGGCGUGCACGCGGUCCCAUCGAUUAGCUUGGCAAAAAGCAAAAGAGGCCAUGCGCGAGGAUGCCGACCUGAAGUGGGUGCUGAUCGUCGAGGACGACUGCGUGCCGUGCCUGCACCCGGCCGCCGAGUCGCAGUGGAGCGCCUUCUACGGGCCGGCCUGGCAGGUCGCCUGGCGCCACAUCGCCAAGGCGAUGGAGAGUUGUGGAGAGGACUUUGAUUUCGUGUAUGUGGGGCGCCAUAGACUCGGCCCGGAAGACGAGUCGGACGCCGUCGUGCGGCCGGCGGGCUUCUCGUCCUGCUUGCACGCGUACUGCGUCACGCGCCAGGGCUGCGAUAGACUAUUGGAGAAGAGCGCGAACGUGCUGCUCGUGCCGGCGGACGAUCUGGUGCCGGCUCUAUGCGGCACGCACCCGCGCAAGGACCUACUGUCUACGAAGGAACCGCUGCGGGCCGGCUGUUUGCAACGGGACGUCCUGUUCCAGCUCCAGUCCAUCGCCCUACCAGGGGACGACGUCUACUCGAUCUCGCAGUCGUCGAUCGAACCGCCAGAGAUGCGAUCGAUGCGCCAGGAGCUGUGGCGCCACCCGUCGUUAUGGUUGGAGCGGAAGGAUAUUUUAACCUUAAGAUGCUGUGGGCGGGAACCUUUGAAAUCCCUUAAUGACGCAAGCGCGUGGCGCCGCGUCGUCCUCAUCUGUGUGGAAAUCAAAUUUCAGGCGCCCCACGCCAUCGACGCGAUGUUGUCUCCCUAGCUAUGUCUGCUCGAUGGCGUGAGGGUCCACAAAGGUCCACGCAAUAUUUCUCAGGAUAACCUAACUCACUGGUUGAUUCCACACAGGUCCUCAUGGCCGACGAUGAUGAACGGCCCCACAACGUCUUCGACGGUGGGAGACACGUAUCCUUCUCUGAGAAUGAUCUAAGUGCGGUAAACGUCUGGGAGGCGCUGUGUCGGAGGAACCACGGCGCUUCGUCACUGUUACCGUGGAACCCGCGGCCGCGUUUACAAAAGCCGCUGCCGGACGUCGAUCGGUUUUCGGCGGAGAGGUGCCUGAAACCCGCUAAUCCUCCGUCGGCGUCGGAACUCAUAGCGCACGGGGGCUCGCCCUUUCUACUGUCGAAUUUCUCCGAGACGCGGGCCUCAUUAACGGAUCUCGGGAGUCGACGGUGGCGCUGCUCGACGCAAGGGGAAUUGAACUGCAGGUGCACGGCGGAGGACCUGCAGAAAUAUAGUAACGUGACGACGGAUGACGACCCCCUGGUGUUAUUUGACCACGAGGACCUCCCCGAGAAUCUAGUGAUAGAACCACCAUCAUCGAUGCGCGACGACUUGUUGGAGGACUUUGCAUCCAAAACCGAGGAGCUCUGGCGCGACGCUGAGAGUGGAGCGGCGCAGUUGUUGGGGAGGGAACGUAAAUGGAUAGUGGGAGGCGGGCGCGGCGCGGGAAGCCAGUGGCACCGCGACCCCUUCUGGACGAGCGCGUACCACUGUCUGCUGUCGGGGCGGAAGCUCUGGUGCUUCUUCGCGCCGGCGGGCGCGGGCUGCCUGCCGCCCGGUUUAGUAGAUGAGCACUCGGCGCCGGCCGCGGACGGCUGGUUCCGCGAGUGGGAACAUUUGUUACGGUGCUCGGCGGAGCUCGCUGUCGACGGCGCCCUGGCCUGGUGCGUGCAGAGCCCGGGCGACUGCGUGUUGAUCCCGCCCGGGCUGUGGCACUGCACGCUCAACUUGGAAGAGUCCGUGGCGUUCACGCGGAACAUCGUGAACGGGCGCGACGCGAAGGCCGUGCGCGCGUCGGGGCUGGAGAUCACGCGGGACGACCCGGCAUUGGGGGAGGCGUACGCGCGGCUCGUGCGGGCGCGGCGGUCCGACGACGACUCGGGGAACGGGCACGAGCCCGUGCCGAUGGAGGAGUGAUAGUGAGGACGACGUAAAUUCCCUCGCUUAGUUA
Molecule: messenger RNA, 2439 nt
Organism: Pelagomonas calceolata
Lineage: Eukaryota; Pelagophyceae; Pelagomonadales; Pelagomonadaceae
Source: the annotation of a GenBank genome assembly